ACAAAGUCACAGGGUAAUGAACUUCGGGGACCCUUCGCCGCUGCGUGCGCGGCUGUCCCCGGAAACUCGGAUCUGGCCACCUCUCCCCUUGGAAGAUCUCCCAACCAUCUAGUUUCCCGUCUCGGCGCCUGGGCUCUGCAGCGAGGAGCUUCUUUGCCUCUGAGACUGCGGCUGUGAUUUUUGUCUUUCCACAGAAGAUCAGCGGUCUGCAGAGAGCUGCCCACUGUGCUCGCCUGUGUGGAGGGAGAUUGGAAACAGCCACAGGCAUGGGGAAAGAGGGGAAGUUCGCCCUCUUUGCUCCGUAGGAAGACCAUUUCCGUGUCUCCAUCUCUGUCCUUCAAUAUUCCCCUAGCGCUGUCCUCCCUCUUCAGUCUGCCUGUCCGCCUGUCCGUCUCUCCAUCUGUUUGUUCAAGACCGUGUCCACAUCGAGCCGCGUCCCCAGCAGCUGCAGUUUUGCUAGAGCCGGGAAAGAAACUUAAGGAUGCUUACAUUUCCACUGUGGAACGAAUUCUGAGCGCCCGGGAGAGCAGGGCAGCGCGCAACCGAUAGCCACCUGUCUGUCUCGCUCGCCUGGGAGCCCUGCAGGCUGGAGGGCGGCUGGAGAGCGGCGGCGCCGGGCGGCGACGUGGGCGCCGUGGGCCGGGAAUCCGGCACUGCCCACCAACCGCUGCGCCCCGGGACCGCCAGCAUGAGCAAGCCCGCCGGAUCAACAAGCCGCAUUUUAGAUAUCCCUUGCAAAGUGUGUGGUGACCGCAGCUCCGGGAAGCACUACGGCGUCUACGCUUGCGACGGCUGCUCUGGAUUCUUCAAAAGGAGCAUCCGAAGGAAUAGGACCUAUGUCUGCAAGUCUGGAAACCAGGGAGGAUGCCCCGUAGACAAGACACACAGAAACCAGUGCAGGGCGUGUCGACUGAAGAAGUGUUUGGAAGUCAACAUGAACAAAGACGCCGUGCAGCACGAGCGGGGCCCUCGGACGUCCACCAUCCGCAAACAGGUGGCCCUCUACUUCCGUGGGCACAAGGAAGACAACGGGGCGGCUGCGCACUUCCCCUCCGCAGCGCUGCCAGCCCCCGCUUUCUUCACAGCGGUCACGCAGCUGGAGCCGCACGGUCUGGAGUUGACCGCUGUGUCUGCCACCCCUGAACGGCAGACUCUCGUGAGCCUGGCUCAGCCCACGCCCAAGUAUCCCCAUGAAGUGAACGGGACCCCAAUGUAUCUCUAUGAAGUGGCCACCGAGUCCGUGUGCGAAUCAGCAGCCAGACUUCUCUUCAUGAGCAUCAAGUGGGCAAAGAGUGUGCCAGCCUUUUCCACGUUGUCUUUGCAAGAUCAGCUGAUGCUUUUGGAAGACGCGUGGAGAGAACUGUUUGUUCUAGGAAUAGCACAAUGGGCCAUUCCGGUUGAUGCUAACACACUACUGGCUGUAUCUGGCAUGAAUAGUGAUAACACAGACUCCCAGAAGCUGAACAAGAUCAUAUCUGAAAUACAGGCUUUGCAGGAGGUGGUGGCUCGAUUCAGACAGCUCCGAUUAGACGCCACUGAAUUUGCCUGUCUGAAAUGCAUUGUUACUUUUAAAGCCGUUCCUACCCACAGUGGCUCUGAACUGAGAAGUUUCCGGAAUGCUGCCGCCAUUGCCGCUCUCCAAGAUGAAGCCCAGCUGACUCUCAACAGCUACAUUCAUACGAGAUACCCCACCCAACCCUGCCGAUUCGGGAAACUCCUGUUGCUUUUACCAGCUUUACGGUCGAUUAGCCCAUCCACCAUAGAAGAAGUGUUUUUCAAAAAAACCAUCGGCAACGUGCCGAUAACGAGACUGCUUUCAGAUAUGUACAAAUCCAGUGACAUCUAAGGUCUCCAGCACCCACUUUCCAAGACGGGGCAGUAUCAGAUGGACAUCUACCGUGCAGUAUGAGCCUCAAAUAACGAGACUUUCUGGAAGGAGAAACCUGGGAGGAAGUGGCCUUCAGGAAAAAAAAUGUCAGUGGACACAGAAAAAUAACUAUGACUUGCUGCUCCCCUGAAGUGGGACAGCUGGAAAGACCAGGGGUUACAACGAUUACUGUCUCCAUGCCCUGGGAUGGGGUGAACUGGGGUCACCAGCACAGGCUGAGCCAGGCGUUCUGCCUCUGACCUGGGAGAUCCGGCUGAAUCAUUCACAGCUGAAAGACAAGCCGUGCUUUCUUCUCCUGUGUAGCACAUAAAGUCAGUCAGUGAACAGUUCGUGUGUGACAUCGCCAUAUACUGCGGCCUUCAGAACUCGGUUGGGUUGGAACACUGACUUAAAAAAAAAACAAUGCUUAGGUUUUAAAUCAAAAGUAUUAUCAAACGUUUUUCCUCCUAUCAUAAUACUUCAUUAAGUGGCCUUCAGAACCAAGCGAGUAAGCGGACCAUAGCUUAUGCUGUGUGGUGGUUUCCUUUCCCUCCCCCUCCCCUACCUCCUUUCUGGUUUUCUUUUCUUUUUUUCUUUUUUUCUUUUCUUAUACCGUAAGCCAGGCAACCUCGUCAGAGGUACUGAUGGCAAAGGCAUUUCUCAGCAAGACUUCAGGGUGAAUUAGCACAGCUCUACUGAAAGAACCCCGGUCCGGGAGAAUCCCGGUCUGGGAGGAUGAGUCCAAACAGCGAAACCAAAUGGAGUGGAGCCAGGUGACUGGGUGAGGCGGUCGCUGUCCCGUCAUCAAAGUGCUGAAGCCAAAGGCCGUAGGGUCAGCGAGUCACGCUAGGCAGUGAACAGGGAAGGAAGCCAGAAGGAACUUCAAGGAGAUGCGUGCUAAACGGAUUCCUGAACAUUCCACUGCUAACAGCCUGAGACUCUCAGAUGCCUUUCAGAAAACUCUGGUUUCUAAUAAAGCCUCAAAUGCAUACAUUACCCCCCCCCCCCAAUGCCAUCCUACACUCUUAAGCUGCUCCUUGGGUAUGAAUCUAUACUUAUGGAAACAUAGAAACAAUUUGAAAUAGCUGCUGUACUCUUCACGUUUUGAUUUAUUAGGUACUAGCACCGAGGGGGGUGGGAAUUCAGCACUUGGAUGGACUAGCAUAGUAUGAGUCAGACUUCUCUUGUACAAAUCGAAUUAACUGAUUUGUGAAGUUAAAAGGUUGUACUCAUUGUAUUUACAAAGAAUAAAAAUAUAUUGAAUUUAAGUAAA
Molecule: messenger RNA, 3140 nt
Organism: Rattus norvegicus (Norway rat)
Lineage: Eukaryota; Metazoa; Chordata; Mammalia; Rodentia; Muridae
Gene: Nr2e1
Product: nuclear receptor subfamily 2, group E, member 1
Exons: 9
Coding region: 689-1846 (385 amino acids)
Biological process (GO): nervous system development; positive regulation of stem cell proliferation; positive regulation of neural precursor cell proliferation
Cellular component (GO): nucleoplasm; nucleus
Molecular function (GO): histone deacetylase binding; sequence-specific DNA binding; DNA-binding transcription activator activity, RNA polymerase II-specific
Source: RefSeq, marked validated